AUGAAAUUAUAUUUCUGCCCACUUUCUCGACUGGUCAGUUAUAUCUAACAGACUUAUUUGCACAAUUCUUCAAAGAAUCCAUUUCUAUACAUGACUCAUUUAUUUUGACUUCGUCUGGCAGUUCUAUCCAGCAACCGAGCAAAAUACAAGUCAUAGCAAAACAUUCGUAGACAAAAUUACAUAAACAUGCUUUGAGAAGAUUCAUAAAUGAUCUUUUCAGUGAAAAAAUGCCUUCUGUCAAUGAUACAGGGAUAUUGUGAAGCUAAUUUUGACUAAACCAGAAUUGGGCAAUAAUGUUUGGGGCGUAUAAUGAACUCAAUACUGCUCAUACCGCUAGUACGUCCAGUACGACUUCAACAACGUGGUGUAAUCCUGCUACUUCGAUGUCAUCAAUGUAUGGAUCACCUGCGUGUGCUGCUCAUAUUCCAAUACCAUAUUCGUCCUUUGAUCCUGGUCCCAGCACUUCUUCAGUUUAUCCACAAGGAUCUAUGUUCCAGUUUGCCCCCUAUCCUGCCAUGCAUAUGCCAUUUGACUAUCCACAGAUUUUCAUGCACAAAUCUGCAAUGCAGAUGCAUGCCAGAGAUCUUGCCGGUCGCUCAGAAGUCAAACCCCAUCAAUGCCAGCAGUGUCUCAAAUCCUUCAGCAGCAAUCACCAGUUGGUUCAACAUAUCAGGGUCCACACCGGUGAGAAGCCAUACAAAUGUUCCUAUUGUGAUCGGCGGUUCAAACAAUUGAGCCACGUGCAGCAACAUACACGGCUCCAUACGGGAGAGCGUCCGUACAAAUGCCACCUUCCGGACUGCGGUCGAGCUUUUAUACAGCUUUCGAAUCUCCAACAACACCUUCGAAACCAUGACGCUCAAGUAGAGAGGGCGAAAAAUCGGCCAUUCCACUGUAACAUUUGCGGCAAAGGUUUCGCCACCGAAUCCAGCCUCAGGACACACACAUCGAAAGUAAGCCAUUGUAUUGGUCGUUUGCAGCAACAUGCAGCUCUUAUUGGCGGACCCAAUGCAACGUCGUGUCCGCUAUGCCACAAGAUGUUCCUCGGGGGGGAAGCGCUCAUGGAGCACAUGAAGCACACCCACAAAGACCCCAAUGCUUCCGGGGUAGCAACGAAAAGGAGAACCGCCAAUCACCCAUGUCCUGUUUGCGGGAAACACUAUGUCAACGAAGGCUCUCUAAGAAAACAUUUAGCUUGUCACCCUGAAACAUCGCAAUUGUCAAGUUCCUUAAGAAUGUGGCCAUGUUCUGUAUGUCAAGCCGUUUUUACUCACGAAUCAGGACUGCUUACCCAUAUGGAACAUAUGAGAAUGGAUCCUAAACAUCAGUUUGCUGCGCAAUAUGUUCUAUCUCGCGCAGCUGCUGAAAGGAGGGAACGGGAAACUAUUCUGGCUGCAGUCACAUCUGCAUCCGGUAGUGGACUCCUUGGUUUAACCGGAAUGGGACCAGCCAGUGGCAGUCCAAUGUGCGCCUCUCCCAGUGCUCACAGUGAUAGUUCUUCUGGGAAUGGAAGACUAUCAUCCGCAGGAUCGGAAGCAGGAGGACUGAAUAAUAAUAAUAACAACUGCAAUACGAAAUUGGGUGAUAUAUUAAGAAGCAACAAUGGACUGCAUCAACAAUACAACGUUGAAGAUCAGCUGCACACGGCGAAUCGAAUGGCUGUCAUAGCAAAUAUGGUCGGACAAGGUGGAGUACCCCCUGGUCUAGGAUCGGACCCAUCUGCUGCCGCCAACAUAACCGCCGCCAACCUUGCCAAUUUAGCGAUGCGACUGGGUGUUACACAAGCAAACCAGGUGAACAACUCCAGCAAUCCUUCAACUCCUCCCAUCACCAACGAUACGCUGUCGCUCUCCAUGAACGCAAUGAACGCUAUGAGAGCCUCCAUGGACAGCAUCCGUAACAUGGACGUAAUGCGUUCCUCUGUCAUGGAUAUGUCCUCGUCACAGCAGUCGCAACAGCAACAGGAGGCGCUUAGGAUGCAACACGCCGAAGCCCUCAUCAGAUCUCAGGCGGAAACAGCACUUCGACUUGCCAUGAGCCAGGCUCUGCCACAACUUAAUCAACAGGACAGCAGCCACAGCCCACUACGCCAUAAUGGGAAUUACCAGGGUCACCAAGGGCAAUCCUCCCAACAAUUGAGUCCUGACCUUACAGAAGCUUUAAGGCUUCAGGAGCAAAGGUUAGAGCAGGCGUUAAGGUUGCACGGUAGCGAUCCAAGGUCACUAGGUUUUUCAUUAUCCAGUCAACAACAGAAUCAACAACCGUGAAAUUUUAGUUACUACUGAACGCAUAAUACGUAAAUAAAUCGUUAAAUAUUACAUUAAUUCAUAUCACAAAAGCGAACGAUGACGUAUAGUAGAAUAGUUUUAAGGCAGGUUAGUUAUACUAUCGACUUUCGUUGUUACUAUUGAUAUUUUUAUCAAAUGGAAUAAGGUGCUUCGUCUAACGUUGUUGUUCGCUUUUUGGUUUUUGGUUUUUUUUGAGAAAAGUACAAAUCAUUUUGUUCAGUUUUAUUUUAGCUGCUUGUACGGAAAAUAUGGACUGGAUUUUUAUGAUACGACAAAUUUUCAAAUUUUCGUGAAAUUAUGCUAGUUUUAAAACUUAAUAAUGAGAAUACAUAGGGUAAUAACCACCGAAUAAAAAAAUAAUACCAAAUAUGUUUUAAAUAUUUCAGGAAAAGAAUUGGUAAAGAUAUAUUCAAAUCGUCGCUAAAUUCAAAUAUAUUUGAAACUGAUUUUGAAAGUUCAUCCUAUUGAAAAAGAAUUUAAAAAACGUCAUAUACGUAACUUAUUUUUAUGAAUAUUCUAAGAAACAACAAAUUAUGAAUCGAUCCAUAAUGGGUGAGCAACGAAUACUUUUGUAAGAACAGCUCAGUUCCAUUGUAAAAUUUUGUAAUUCAUGUUUAAAAUACAUGAAAACAGCCGGUCCAUAUUUCCCAUUGAAUGAUUUUUUUAUUGAGUUAUUAUCUUUAAAAUUCAAUAAUGUGCCAAAUAGUUUUUUUUCUCAAUUGCGUUUCGUGCGCUCGGUAUAUGAUUCUUGAUGGCUAAGCCAUAUUUUAAAAUUAAUAAUGCACUUUAAAAGUGUACCACUACAAAAAUCAUUAAACAAUGUAUAGAUUAUAAGUGUUAUGAAUGAAUAUCCAAACAGGACUGUUUAGGUAUUCUGAAAUUACUUAAAUUUAGGUUGUACAUAAAUAUAAUUGUUUAUAGAAUAUAAAUAUGUAUGAAUGAUAUAUAGAGAAUUUGCAAAACGAUUUUUUCUAAGAAUGAAAAGUAUGAAUUUUUGAAAAUUAUCUUCUAUUGGUUUUUAUUUUUGCUGUGAUUUUUUUUAUUUGGCCGGUUUAAUGUAACAUACCUAGCAAUAACGUAAUAAUUUUUUGCAAUGUACACUGUGAUUUUACGAUAUAAAUCUUAUGAUUUUUAAUAUUUUUAAGAAAACAAAUCGGCUUUAAGUUUAUUUUUUAUUUAAUUGAAAAGUACAAACUGAAUAUUAUUUGAGAAAUUAUAUUUUUUCUGAAAAUUUGAGAAUACUUUUGUAUAAAUGUUCGAGUGAAUGUGAAGAUAAAUUUUAUUUUGUACAUUCUCAGAAACCCAACAAAAAUUGUACUUAAAUUUUAUUGAAACGAAUUCUUUUUCUGGACACUUAAAAUGUGGUUUUAUAAUUUGUAAAUAACUAAAAGUAAGAGCCUCUGUAUAUAAGCAAUCCCAAUUUCAAAAAUUUGUAACAUUUUUAAUUUGAUUCAUUGUCAAAAAAUUUGAACUUCAAGAACUCUUUUCUGGUUUGUAAAUAGUUUCCAAUACAAUUUUUUGAAUUUUUUAUCAAUACUACUUCAUUCCACAUUUAUCAAUAGCCACAUAUAGUCAAUAGUUGCUAAAGAUUACAAUAGUAAACAGCAUUCACAGCUGUCAUAACUUCCCCAAAAAGUGACAAAUCAGAGACGUUUUACACACUCAAUUAUCGUGUAAAAUUUCGCAAGUGCAUAAGAGUUUAUUUCCAACACCCCCGGUAAUAUUUUCGUUUUUCAAAAUUUACCUGAAUUUUCGAUACCAAAUUCUAAACUGAAAUUAGGCACUAAAAUAACCACUUGUUAAGAAUAUCAAACAUUGAAAGAAAGAUUUUGGCUCUGUUUACCUGCACGAAAUUGUAUAACCCAUCCUUUCGAUUCCAUUUGGUAAGUCAGAAUCUAUCUUUCACCACAAAUUUUCAAGUCAUCAACAACCUAGCUGAAAUAUACAGGGUGUGAUUUUUGGGCAGUUUUUUCAAAGAGCUUCUAAGCUUUUUGAGCGAAAUUGUCAUCUUUUAUGCUAUUUCUACCGAUUAUGACGACGGCCAAGGCCACAAAAUAAUAUUCACUUUAACUUGCCAUGUAAUAAUACAGUAAAAACACUGAAAUAGCCCGGUUGCACAAAGUGCUUCAAAAUAUUUUGCCCACUAUAAUUACUUAGGUAAUUAUCACACUAAAAAUUUUACAAUAGCCCAAUCAAAAAUUGAUUUUGAAAUAGUUUCGCAUUACUCUGACCUCGAUGCGUUUUGUUUUCAAAAACAAUAGUUGAAUUCAACAUUUUAGUACCCCAGGUAGACAAAAGUUAUUUUGUCUAUCAUUUAGUGUAUUUUACAUAAAUAUUAAAGUCUACUUGCCCGAAUGGACAAAUAUUUAUUGUAAAAUUACCAAAAGAAAAUUUUAUUUGCAAUAGCCCAUAAUACAAGUGCGAUUUUCGCACAACAGUUUUUCAAUUUCUAACCAUAUUUUGUUAAACGAUUUUGUUGAAAGUUUUUUGAGCUUGGUUUGUUGUAAGUGUUCCAGAAGUCCCAAAAAAAUGCUGUAGCGUCGCCCCAUUCCUCAGUGCAUGUACCUUCGUACAAGAAUUCAGAUAAUAAAUGUGUUUAGAAAUAGUUUAUAAUAAUAACAAUUGCCAGGAGUAAUUUCUUCUUUCAGUGUUAAAUAGAUCUAUGUAUACGUUAUGAAUAAUGUCAAAGUGAAAUUUUCAUUUUGAACUUAUAUCUCAGAAUUAUUUUGAGAUUUAUAUAAUAGGUGUCCUUAUUUUUGGAAACUUUCCUCUUUCGAUUGAGUCGAUAUUGCUUAUUAGCUUUUCCGAUCGAUUUUAUCAUUACAAAUAUAUAUUGCAAAGCUCGUAUUCUAGUCUCGAAAGGCUCUUUGUCUAUAACACUAUUCAUUGACUCACUCAUGUAUUUUUUCGAAAUAUCAAUAUGUUCAAUAUUUUCCCAUCAAAAUCUAUAGCAUUCCUAAAUUAGGACGUUUGAUCUGAUCGCACCGAUCGGUAACGCAUUUCUAGGACUUAUUUUGGAUCGGUAACCUCUGAUCUAAACCGAUUUUUGCAGAAUCCUAAUUGCAGAUUAUUUGCCUGACUCAAAUAAAUUGCUGCUUGUUUCCCAUCAGUAUAACCGCUUGUAGAGCAAAAUAAAGCAUUGAAAAAUCUAAUGGAACAAAUGCAACAAAUCUGGUUCGUUUAAAUCCUCAGUUAAAAUGCAAUAGUCUAAACGCAUAAUGAAAUACUUCUUAUGCUAUACAAAAAUUCAGAUAUACCAUACUUCAGUUGGAGUUAUUUAAUAACUGAGUUUUUCGAGAUAUCCUGCCGAUUAUUUUCUAAAGAUCGGUAGAAUAAUUCUUGAAACUAGGUUAUUUUUCAUUUAUUUUACAAUAAUAUAUUCAGAACUUACAUCAUAACUACUCUCACACAGUUUGAUCAGAAAGCAAUUUCAAAAUUCAACACUUUAAUUUUAAUGAAUUUUCAAGCGGCCUUUUUAUUAUUGUUUCGAUUAUUUUCAAUUUACAAAAAUCCAUGAAACUUUUAGGCGGGUGUUUAUAGAUUUUGAUUUUUUAAAUUACACAUCAACACUUAAUAAUAUAAAAAGUCUAAAGUCACUUUUGGGAGACACAAACGUUUUGGCCUUACAAACAAAUGAAAUUCCAAAAAUUCAAGAUUAUUCAAUAAAACCACAUAAUAAAUAUAGUAGUUUACAAUGAAUGUUAGUUGCAAUUGUUAAGUUAUGUUACGUUUUGUAUACGUCAUGUUAUCUAUUAAGUUCAACGACUGAAAAGGUAUUUUUAAGAUCAAACUUUUACAAUAUUUCUGUAUUACUUAGGUCUCAUGGACAAGAAAAUUUUCAUAGGAAUCCGGAAAAAAGGUAUAUUAGGCUCCAAAUGGAUCUCAGUGUUUUUUUCCAGCACUUUCAAAACAUUCGAAAUUUCAAAUCCCUUUCGCAAUGAUGUGUCAACAGAGACUGACCUAAUUACUUUUCAAAACAAAAAAUAGAUAAUGAAUCUGAUCAAGUUGACAAUUCGCUAGUAUUUUCUGCCAUAAUAACUGCACUAGGAUGGUAUAGUUAAGUGUUUUAUUGUUAUACGAUGUAGUUCAAUAGUUACAGAUAAACAAGAUUUUUAUGUUAGUCUUUUAAGCCACUGGCGAAAUGUCAACAAAAAAAUAAUGAUCUUAAAGAUACUUUGGAUUGAAAAUGUUUCUCAUCACCAUAGUUCAACCUUCCAGUGUAGCGAUUUCGCAUAUAUUUCUUUCAAUUCUUUCAAAUAAUUUCUUUGUAGAAAUUUCGAAGAUUCAACUGGAAAGCUACAAAUAUUACUACAAAGAGCUGGAUAGGACACCAUAGUACAUUAGAAAUAAAACCAGAACAAAUCCAAAUUGUUGAAAUCUGAGAUAUACUGAAAGCUCCAUGUUAUUUUCUUCCAAGAUUGUUCUCUAUAUUUUACAAUCAUUAUUAACAACAAUGCUCCUUCAGUUAGCUCGCGAUCUUCCAUAUUUCCGACAUAUCUUCCGAAGUUUACCAGAAUUAUCCAAACGAGCGGUGAUAUUGACAUUUUCAAUUUUUACUGAAGUUAUGUCUCAUAUGUGUGAACUUCAACAGUAAAAUUUAAGCAUUGUCAAAUGUAUAAUUUAUGAUCGUUCAUUUACAAUAGUUACGUUAAAUGCUUGUGCUAUCACUACAGUAAUAACCUUAACUAUUUUUGCCGUAUAUCCCUUUUCAGGUUUCAGUAUACGUUUCAAGGAGAUCUAAACAAUUCAACAUGUUUGUUAACAGUUUUGAGAAAGAUUAAUUUGGCUUGAAACGUUUCGAAUCCCCUGGCAAAAAAUGUUUUAAGUUAUUGAAUCCAUGUGAAUGUAUCUACAGUGUAUUUUUUUUGAAAGUAAUUUAUUGUUUAUUAUACGAUAUUAUUGUAUACUUUUUAUUGAAAAUUUAUUUGAUGUUUGAAAAAAGUUUAAAAAUAUUUUAUGAUACUUUUAUAUAAUAUAUUUUACUAACUUGAGAAAGAUUUCAAAACGCAGCAAAAUACUGAAUAAACCGCAGCUGAUGGUUUUGAAAUGUUUCUUCGAUAAGAAUGUACUUUUAGAUAUAAGAGUUAUAUGUUACAGUUUUUUUACAAGUUUUGCCAUUUUUAUUUAAAAUUGACUGCCAUUUCAUUUUAACUUAUAUUUUUCGCUUCCGUAGUUAUGUUUACGUUCCUAUAUAAUAUUUUUUGUAAGCUGUAGAGCAUCGCAAAAAAAUUCGAACGAAUGACUGUGUGAAUGCGUUUUCCUGGUUUACAAGAUAAAAAGAAAAAAGAGAAUUAUCAGGUAAUUUAUGGAAAUUCGAGAACCUGGAAUGGAUAACUACAUAUAUGAAAAAACCCAUGACAAAAUUAAUAUUAAGGCAUGAUCCAAGUAUCAAAAUUGCGUAUUUCUAUAUAAAAUUAUUGAAACAUAGUUAGUUAUUCAUUCCUUGGAAUCAUGAUAAAAUGAAAAAUUAGGUUUAGAAUAAAUUAUCUGUGAAAUUUGAGGCAUUACGAAAAUAAAAAUAAUUUGUAAGAUAUAGAUAAAAGUUUGUGAAAUUUAGAAAACAAAUUGUUGCAAUGUUUUGUUUAUCAAAAUCAAUUUGAUGUAUGAAAUGUAUGUGUGACAUGUAAUUCUAUUUACUGGAAUAGCAAACAUUAAAAAAAAUAAAA
Messenger RNA from Leptinotarsa decemlineata (Colorado potato beetle), 7954 nucleotides. RefSeq lists its product as uncharacterized. Gene Ontology annotation, cellular component: nucleus. NCBI's taxonomy places the organism in Eukaryota, Metazoa, Arthropoda, Insecta, Coleoptera, Chrysomelidae. The record is from RefSeq and is a predicted model, not a curated record. Gene Ontology annotation, biological process: regulation of gene expression.